Strongylus vulgaris is the source of this 396-nucleotide messenger RNA. The record is from the annotation of a GenBank genome assembly. Lineage: Eukaryota; Metazoa; Nematoda; Chromadorea; Rhabditida; Strongylidae.
AUGUUGUCGAAACUUAGUGAGGUUCGCUUGAAAACCACUACGGCCACAUCAGCUCGCGGUCGACGAACCAUCGUGACAGCGGCGCUGAUCUUCGGCACAUUCCUUGUCGGUUGGAUGCCGGCCAGCAUCCUCUUCCUGAUGACAGCCGACGGAAUGCCGUUAUUCCGGAAAUCAAGCGUACUCGUGAACGUCCUCUCCAUAGUUGUGCUCAUCAACAUCAUGAUCAAAUCCCUUACAAAUCCUAUCAUCUACGCUACAAGAAUACCCGAAAUACGACACUUUGUGUUGCAUCGCCUCCUAUGGAAACUUAUACCUCUUCGAGAAGAAACGUCUCGUGAUAGUAGCACUAAGAAAUCGGAGAAAACACCAUUGAGGAAUGCUAAGGCACCUAUAUAA